Messenger RNA from Linderina pennispora, 1255 nucleotides. RefSeq names its product ATP11-domain-containing protein. Lineage: Eukaryota; Fungi; Kickxellomycota; Kickxellomycetes; Kickxellales; Kickxellaceae. Gene Ontology annotation, cellular component: mitochondrion. Gene Ontology annotation, biological process: mitochondrial proton-transporting ATP synthase complex assembly. The record is from RefSeq and is a predicted model, not a curated record. The transcript has a single exon. The coding region runs from base 190 to 1065 and encodes 291 amino acids.
AUCAGAUCAAACGCCCUUCUAUAAGCAGGCACGACAGCGUGGAACCGGCCCUUAUCGUCAGCGCUGCUCUCUUCCACUUGCUUGUCGCAUAUUCUCACUUUUUGCAUACUUGCAGAAUGCUGCCUGCCUACAGACCCAUUGCCGGCAAAAUGCUUGCCCGGCUCAACACCGCCACGCGUCUGGCCAGCCAUGCCUCGCCCCUGUCCAUGCAGUCGCUGUUGCCGCUGGGGCCUCGCUUUGGCGCCAUGCGCAUGUCCGAAUGUGCCCGAUUACGAAGAAAAGUACCGCGAAAAGAUGCUGCAGCAGGCCAAGGUGCGCGGCCUGGACUCAAUCGAGGAGCUGAAGCAAAAGAUCAGGGAGGAGGAGCAGAAGGCAGCCGAGCAAAGCCAAAAAACUGCGACCAAGCAAUCGGACGCACAGCCAUCAGGCAAACAGCCGACAACUGCGCCAAAUGCCGCGCAGACUGCAGCAGCCAAAUCCGAGCGCCCGCUUGACAGGAGCUCGAACCUAAGUGCAAACAACUUGCCGCCGGGCGUGAAGUCUCUUGAUGAGAUCAUGCGCACUGAUCUGCUGGCCGACAAGGCGUCCGAGGAGGUCGGCCACAUCUGGAACCAGUACCAUGCGACAAAGGACACGAUCUCGGCGGCAAUCCCAGCCUCUACCUACAAGGACCUGCUGAAGACUGCGAGCAAGAACCCGCUGUUUGUUAUUCCCUUGCCGCGCGAGGAGGGCGUCGAGUUCUUUUUCAUGCAGUUUGACUACCACCAGGUGUACUUCACGUCAUUGCUCGAGUACAAGACCAACACGAUCAACGCGCGGCCGUACCUGACGCUGACACAUUACACGGAUCUGAUGGACUCGAAGGGCGUCGUGCUGAUGCGCGGUGAGCUUGACGACAAGAGCAAGAUGAUUGAUACGUCGAAUGCCCAGUAUUUGGCCCUGCAGAUGCAGCAGUUCUAUGUCACUGGCGGGGAGGAGAAGCGUCGGAUUUUGGAAAAAUUCAACCACAAGCCUGAGGAGUUCGACUACAAUGAGCUGAUGGAGGCUGCUCAGAAGCUGGACUAGAUCAAUAAAAGACGACUCAGCGUUGUGUAGCCAUGGAGCAUAUAUCGGCGGUCAUGCAAUGCGUGUAUUGGCCAUGUCUGGUGUAGCACACAAAGCCACCAUAUGUAGACCCUUGGUCGCUAUAUGCUAAGAUUGUUCUAUGCCGCAGCCAUCGCAUUCGUGGAUUGUAUUGUAUUAUUUGGUGGCUUAG